CAGCUUUUGAAUCCUUCUCUGUCUCCUCUCUCUCUCUCGGCAAUAAUGAUAACGUGAAGAAGAGGCACCUCAGCAAAGAUCUAAAACUCACCCGCUCCCAUUAGCCUUUUCGUCUUCUUUCUCCGGUUAGUUAGCUCACAGAGCAGCGCGCUUGAAGUGCUUGGACUCUCUCGAGCGUGUUUUUUUUUGUCUUUAAGAGCUCUUCCUCUUCUAACAGAUCUGGUGUUACUGUCUACCGCAGGAUCACAUAGAGGACGGUGAAGAGAUGGGCAAGAAAGCAAAAUGGUUUUCUAGCGUCAAGAAAGCAUUUAGCCCAGAUUCAAAGAAGUCGAAGCACAAAUCACCGGAGAGCCCAAAUGGUGUCAUCUCUAACCUUCCCCCUCUAACGGAGAACGCCAGGCAAUCUCCUCCUCCUCCUCCUCCUCUUGAGGUGAGAGUAGCCGAAGUGGUUGCUGAACGGAACCUGAAUCUUUCCCCUCCUUCCACAUAUGCUACGACCACUGAUGUUCUUGUAGUCCCAUCUUCAUCCUCCGCUCCUCCUCCUGAGGUGGUGGUUCGUCCUCGUGCUCGGUUUGCUGGAAAGUCAAACGAAGAAGCGGCUGCAAUCUUGAUCCAGACUGUAUUCAGAGGCUAUUUGGCAAAAAGAGCAAUACGGGCAAUGAGGGGUUUGGUGAGGCUUAAGACAUUGAUGGAAGGAUCUGUUGUGAAACGUCAAGCUGCAAACACUUUAAAAUGUAUGCAGACUCUCUCCCGUGUACAGUCUCAAAUCCGAGCUAGGAGAAUCAGGAUGUCAGAAGAGAAUCAAGCUCGCCAGAAACAACUCCUUCAGAAGCAUGCCAAAGAGCUUGCUGGCUUGAAGAACGGGGAUAAUUGGGAUGAUAGCAUUCAAUCAAAGGAGAAAGUUGAAGCGAAUCUGCUGAGCAAGUACGAGGCAACGAUGAGAAGAGAAAGGGCAUUGGCUUAUGCAUACACUCAUCAGCAAAACUGGAAGAACAAUUCUAAAUCUGGUAAUCCGAUGUUCAUGGAUCCGAGUAAUCCGACAUGGGGUUGGAGCUGGUUAGAGAGAUGGAUGGCUGGUCCUGGUCGGCCAUUGGAAGAACCAAACAACGACAAUGCCGCUUCAGUCAAGAACUUAACUCAACCAAACACACCAUCAUCCGCAAGAGGUGGCACUACUCCAAGAAACAGAAACAAAAACAAAUACAGUUUCUUCUCUCCUCCAACUCCCUCAAGACUAAACCAAUCCUCCAGAAAAUCUAAAGAGGAUGACGACGCCAAAAGCACGAUCUCGGUUCUGUCCGAGAGGAACCGUAGACACAGCAUCGGUGGUGGUUCAUCACUGGUCAGAGAUGACGAGAGUAUGGCUGGAUCACAGGCUCUACCGAGCUAUAUGGUUCCGACUAAAUCAGCUAGAGCCAGGCUGAAGCCGCAGAGUCCGUUAAGUGGUACCACCACACAGGAGAACGAUGGGGUUGCUGACAAGGCGUCGGCUAAGAAGCGCCUCUCUUAUACGAAUUCACCUGCGUUGCCUAAACCAAGGAGGUUCUCAGCUCCACCUAAGGUGGAGAGUGUCGCCGUGACCAAUGGAGGAGGAAGCUGAGCUAUUUAUGAUUUGUCUUUAAAAAAAAAAAAAUGUAUUUUCCACUUUAUGGUUAUGUCCGAGAUUGUUGCAUGUUGUUAUGUGGUUCCCUUUCAUUUUGUAAUUCAUUUGUGCAGAGUGUAAGCGUCUGUUAUUUAAAUUUACUACAAAUUUUUAUUA
Brassica oleracea var. oleracea is the source of this 1759-nucleotide messenger RNA. RefSeq names its product protein IQ-DOMAIN 1-like. Lineage: Eukaryota; Viridiplantae; Streptophyta; Magnoliopsida; Brassicales; Brassicaceae. The transcript has 6 exons. Gene Ontology annotation, molecular function: protein binding. The record is from RefSeq and is a predicted model, not a curated record. Bases 266 to 1600 code for a protein of 444 amino acids.